GUUCGAUCGAAAGUCGGAGGGAGUUUACUGUAUGAGGAGGUCUGCGUCAUAUCCAGCAGUGACCUCAACAAUUACUAUCCACAUAUAGCAUUUCUCUCUUGGUAAUGUAGUUGAAGGGGAAAAAUGAGACUUGGAGUUACACACGCCAAUCUUCAUCUGAAAGAUGGGCCUGAAAUUAAAGCUGUCGACGAAGUUACAACUCCUACACUUAUUGGGAUAUGUGUGGGAAGUGCCUUCUUUAUAUUAACAUUGGCAGCCGUUAGUUACUUCUGUUAUCGAAGACGAUCCGGAUACACUAGCCAUAAACUGCUAUCGAGUAAGAAACACUACAGUCAGAAACCAAUUGUUUUAAAGAAACCAACAGCGGUUAAGAGCCCGAGUAGUGGCCCUAUAGGGCCCAUAUUGAAGAAGAGCCCUAGUCCACCGGGUCAUGGUAUAUCUCCCGGGCAGAAAUCACCAUCAGAAAUCUCGACAUGUAGCCAAGAUAAGCAUAAAAAUUGCCCCGACAUAACUAACGACAUCGAGAACGAACCAGAAGAAGACAAGAUCCCAACACCCGUCACAGAAGAGGUGGAGAAUAAGGAGAAGGAUGUAGAAGAGGAGAAGGUUAAGAAAUUGGGAAAGCUUCACUUCCGCUUAAAGUACACAGCAGAGAAAUAUUCCCUAUUGGUGACGAUCGUACGUUGCACGGAUAUUCCUCCUAAAGAUCCCAAUGCGGGAACUUCAGAUCCUUACGUCAAAUUACAACUUCUACCCGAAAAACAGCAUAAAGUUAAAACUAGGGUCCUUCGCAAAACGCUUAAUCCCGUUUACGACGAAGAUUUCACAUUCUACGGGAUCAAUCCUAAUCAGCUUCAGGCAACCACACUACACUUUGUGGUUUUGAGUUUCGAUAGAUAUUCACGGGACGAUGUUAUUGGCGAAGUUAUAUGCCCUAUGGCGGGAUUAGAUUUCGAUUGUUUGGCUAAACAGAUGUCGUUGAGUAAGGAAAUAAUGCCCAGGAACAUUAAGGUUCGAUCCCAAGGACGUGGAGAUCUUUUAGUGUCUCUCUGCUAUCAACCAGCAGCCAAUAGAUUGACGGUAGUGGUAUUAAAAGCAAGAAACCUCCCCAAGAUGGAUAUAACCGGUUUGUGCGAUCCAUACGUAAAAAUCUACCUUCUCUACAACAAUCAACGCAUUGCGAAGAAGAAAACACACGUCAAGAAACGUACAGUUAAUCCCGUAUUUAACGAAUCGUUCGUCUUCGACGUACCUUAUAACGAAGGAUUGGAAAACAUAAGUUUGGAAUUCUUAGUCUUGGAUUGGGAUAGAGUAACUAAAAACGAAGUAAUCGGACAUUUGGAACUUGGAGAUAAAUUCGAAGGUGCAGCCCAGUUGCAUUGGCAAGAAGUUUGUAAUUCUCCAAGACGUCAGAUAGCAGAAUGGCACAAAUUAAGAGAUUAAAAUCAUUGUACUAACUGCUGCAAAUUUAUUAUUAUUAGUUAUUAUUUUGUUGUAUUUUGGAAAUUAUUUAUAAAAAUUAUUAGACAAAGGCAAAAAAAAAACAACAAAAAUUUCCAUUUAGAAAUUCUAAAAACCCCAAAAAAUAAAAAAUAAAAACCACACAAUAUUUAAAAACAUGGAAGAAUUCAUUGCUGUUCCAGAUUCGAAGUGUUGCUUAUACUGUGUAUAUCUAAUUGUAUUUUAAAUUUUCGUUAACGUGUCGUCAAUUUUUGGAUGAAGUAGUUCCUAUAAUUACAAUGAUUAUCCCCCUGAUACCAUUAUACACCGAAUUUAUGAUUUUGUUUACGUUAAUUAGAGGUAGUACUUAAACACGGGAUAUUAAUCUAUUCUGUUUAUUGUUAAUAUCAUACGCUGAAGCUAAAAAAAGAAAACAAAAAUUGAUAAAAAUUUCUAAUGGUUCCCAUCAAUUUCGUGUGUUAAUUCUUGAUUAAAUCUUUUUUUUUUGGCAUUUAAAAUAAUUGUAUUCUUCUAUAACAAUAUAUAUAUAUAUAUAUACACACAUAUAUAUCAUAUUUUAGUACAAAUUUAAUUAAGAAAAUGAUUGUAAAUUCAUAAGAAAAAAAUUCAUAAAAAAUGAUGUGUUGUUGUAUAUAGCACAAUUCAAUUAUAAUAUUGUUGGGUUGUAAUAUUUAAUACCUUAAAAAAUUCGUUGUUAGUUGUGUAAAAAUGCAAAAAAAAACAUCACGUGAUUGGUUUCUGCAUAUGUGAAAAACCAAAAAAAAAAAAAAAAAAAAUAUUUGUUACUUGUCCUAAUAUAAACAUCAACCUUGCUGAAUAAAUGAUUAUUUAUAAUAAAUUAUUGAAUGAUGG
Centruroides sculpturatus (bark scorpion) is the source of this 2313-nucleotide messenger RNA. RefSeq names its product synaptotagmin-4-like. Gene Ontology annotation, biological process: regulation of dopamine secretion; regulation of calcium ion-dependent exocytosis; cellular response to calcium ion. Gene Ontology annotation, molecular function: calcium-dependent phospholipid binding; phosphatidylserine binding; calcium ion binding. The transcript has 4 exons. Bases 124 to 1443 code for a protein of 439 amino acids. The record is from RefSeq and is a predicted model, not a curated record. Lineage: Eukaryota; Metazoa; Arthropoda; Arachnida; Scorpiones; Buthidae. Gene Ontology annotation, cellular component: membrane; synapse; axon.